Molecule: messenger RNA, 408 nt
Organism: Xiphias gladius (swordfish)
Lineage: Eukaryota; Metazoa; Chordata; Actinopteri; Istiophoriformes; Xiphiidae
Product: phosphoinositide-interacting protein-like
Exons: 1
Coding region: 1-408 (135 amino acids)
Biological process (GO): phosphatidylinositol-mediated signaling; positive regulation of cation channel activity
Molecular function (GO): phosphatidylinositol bisphosphate binding; transmembrane transporter binding
Source: RefSeq, a predicted model, not a curated record
AUGCCGGGCAGCCCAGAGAACAUCCCCUUGGGAGAGUGCACCCUCUCCCAGUCCAGGGACCAGCUGACGCCCUCCAGCCGCACGGAGAGCACCGUGUUCAGCCUCUCUCGCAGCGAGUCCCUCUGGACCUCCGAGACCUCCCGCAGCAAAUGCGAAGUCUACUGGUUCCCCAUCCACCUCAUGUCCACCGGGGGCAGCUUCCUGGCAUGCGGCAUCAUCAUCAGCGGCCUGUACUUUGCCGGCCACUGCAGGAAGGUCACUAACAUCCUGGGACCCGCCCUGCUGUCCAUUGGGCUGAUGGUUUUCGUGGUGGGGGUGGUCCUGAUCCCCAUCACUAAGGAGAACAGGAAGCGGUCGACAAUGAAGAGGCCCCUUAGCUACUACAGGCCUCCCAUGUUCAAUCUGUGA